This is a messenger RNA of Lacerta agilis (Sand lizard), 838 nucleotides long. RefSeq names its product malignant T-cell-amplified sequence 1-like. The coding region runs from base 19 to 564 and encodes 181 amino acids. The transcript has a single exon. Gene Ontology annotation, molecular function: RNA binding. Lineage: Eukaryota; Metazoa; Chordata; Lepidosauria; Squamata; Lacertidae. Gene Ontology annotation, biological process: formation of translation preinitiation complex. The record is from RefSeq and is a predicted model, not a curated record.
UGCGUAAACCCCGCCAAGAUGUUCAAAAAAUUUGAUGAAAAGGAAAACGUGUCCAACUGCAUCCAGCUGAAAACAUCUGUUAUUAAAGGCAUUAAGAACCAGCUGAUAGACCAAUUAUCUGAGAUCGAACCAUGGCUAAACCAAAUUAUGCCAAAGAAAGACCCUGUGAAGAUAGUACGUUGUCAUGAACAUACAGAAAUCCUCACAGUAAAUGGAGAAUUGUUGUUCUUCAGGCAAAGGGAAGGACCAUUUUAUCCCACACUCAGAUUACUUCAUAAAUAUCCAUUCAUCCUACCACAUCAACAAGUUGAUAAAGGAGCCAUUAAAUUUGUACUUAGUGGAGCAAAUGUCAUGUGCCCUGGCCUGACGUCUCCAGGAGCUAAACUUUAUCCUGCUGCUGCUGAUACAAUCGUGGCAAUAAUGGCCGAAGGAAAGCAACAUGCCCUGUGUGUUGGAGUCAUGAAGAUGUCGGCAGAGGAUAUUGAGAAGGUCAACAAAGGAAUUGGCAUUGAGAAUAUCCACUAUUUAAAUGAUGGUCUGUGGCAUAUGAAGACGUAUAAGUGAAGCAGCAGGAAUAAUCCAUUCCCUGUCAGCUUGGCCCAUUUUUAAUUCUUCUGUUUAAAAAAUGUGGCUAAAUGUAAACUUUGUUUUGUGGUGAUGCUAAAUCAAUCAAGUGAAUGCUGAAAUAUCAUCAGGUGAGAUGGUUUUCUUUACACCUGUCCUUUGGCGUUUUAACUCUCAUGAACUGUGGUGCCUACAUCAAUGAAAUUGUCAAACCAAGUUUUUAUGUGCUUCAGUCAUAGCUAGUGUAAUAAAUGACUACUGCAAAUAAAUAAAU